CCUAGAUCAAACUGGGAGUCAGUUGUGUAAAUUUCUUAAAGAUAGAUUAGAACUCACCGAUAUAGUGGUUAAUAAAAAAAAACCCGAAGGGAAUUUUUUUUCUCCAAAACUAAACAAUUUCUUUACAACAUGAAAAUUGAAAUUGUUUUUUUGCUUUGUUUUUGGAUAAUUGAUGGUGAGGCACACGCCAUAGGAUAUCCUGUUUGUAACGUAGUACAACAGAGACAGCGACAAUUUCCACCCCAAGUUAUUUACAUAUAUCCGUAUGAUGAACGAAUAUUUAUACCGGUGAUAAUCAGGGAUCCAUACUUUGCAAGGCAGCAACAACAUCGGUUACGGCCUCAAGUUGAUCAAAUCCCUCAAGGAUCUGCCGGAUAUGGCGCUAGUUAUAAUCUUCAGAGCCUGAUGUGUAAUUUUUGCCUUUCACAAUACAUGGGAAAACCCUGCUCAAAUUACUGUUAUCAAGAGUCUUGAAGAUAUCCAUGUGCUAUAUAUCCAUACAUUACGAUGAACUUGAAUACAACCCUUUGGUUUAGAACAAUGAUCAUAUAUGUAUAUGCAGAUAUAAAACAUUUUGUAAUUUGUCGUCUAUCAAGACAUCAUAAUGAAAAUUGUCUUGUGCUUGUGUUGAAGUAAUAUCUAUAUAAUA
Saccostrea echinata is the source of this 649-nucleotide messenger RNA. RefSeq lists its product as uncharacterized. The record is from RefSeq and is a predicted model, not a curated record. Lineage: Eukaryota; Metazoa; Mollusca; Bivalvia; Ostreida; Ostreidae. Bases 130 to 474 code for a protein of 114 amino acids. The transcript is spliced from 5 exons.